Dunckerocampus dactyliophorus (ringed pipefish) is the source of this 5181-nucleotide messenger RNA. RefSeq names its product family with sequence similarity 184 member B (gene fam184b). The coding region runs from base 441 to 4454 and encodes 1337 amino acids. The transcript is spliced from 17 exons. The record is from RefSeq and is a predicted model, not a curated record. NCBI's taxonomy places the organism in Eukaryota, Metazoa, Chordata, Actinopteri, Syngnathiformes, Syngnathidae.
UAAUGUUCGGCGGGUUACACACGCCCCUCACCGCCCCUGCUUGGAGACAGGUGGUUGGCGUCCAUGCCACCAUCCUCCCUCGCCUAGUGUAACAAAUACCUUCUGGCACCCAGGCAAGGCUCGCUCGCAGCGUCAGCGAGCGCGUCCCCGAUGGACUUCCAGCGUAUAACCUCCGCGAUCACCGGCCGGAGGGCAGCUGGAGUAGGGGGCCGCAACCGGAACGCUCCAGUAGGGGAGCCCCGCCGAUCUACUCCCCGAAUGCUUUCCACCCAAUCCCUCCAGCAGCCGUUCAUGGGAGGGGGCCUACCGACGGAGGAAUGAGAUGCACGAGUGAAAAGUUGACACGAUUUAGGCGGGGUUCUGCGUGUGACAGGCGGCAUCAUUUGUGAUUAUCCACCGGUGCUCGGAAGUUGUUCACUGGAGGGGAGGCGGGUGUCAAAAUGGCUUCGGGUGCCGGGAAGGCUGUACAGACCCCGGGGCAGGGCUCCGCCGUCAAUGGGAAUGCGGCAGAGUACCAGAACGUCGAGCAGGAGCAGCACGACUUCCAGAUGCACAACAAAAUGUGCAAGAAGAUUGCUCAGCUCACUAAGGUGAUUUAUUCCCUCAACAUGAAGAAUGAGGAGCAGGAGGCGGCCCUGCAGGCCUUGAACCACGCCCAUGACGAGGAGCUACACCGCAUCCUGAUGGAGACAUGUCACGAGGGGGAAGGGUCGGCGCUGAGGACACGACUCCUCCAGCUGCAGGAGUCUCUGGAUGAGCAGCAGAGGGUUGGAGCGCAGGUACAAGCAGACUUUGAGUGCUUCCGCAUGCAGUCAGAAGAGAGAGAGCGUGAAACUGAAGCUGAGCUGAGACGAGAUUUUGAAGAGAGGCUCCAGGCUGCCGAGGAGGACCUCCAGGAGGCCAGGUCCCACAUCAGCACCACUCAGGAGGAGAACCAGCGACUGAGCAAAGAACUGGAAGCGGCCGGGGAGAGCAUCCAAGAGUUGAGUAAUAAAUGUGAGGUGCUGCAGAGAUCUGCCAAGAAAGAAAGUGAAGAGGAGGAGGAGGAGGAGGAGGAGGAGGUGAGAAGAACGAAAAAUGAGGUGUCCCAGAGGGUGAAGGGACUCUUGGAGGAAGUGAACAUGCUGAAAGAGGAAAGGCAUCAAAGGGAGGAGGAGAGCAGGAGAGCAGUGGAAGAAGAAAAGGAACAAUGGGAGCAAAAGAUGAAGCAGCUGGAAGAGGAGAAGGAGACCAUGAGGAAGAAGAUGGAGGCUGAAUGGCGGGAGGAGCAGCGCAAGUGGGAAGAGAGGGAGGAAGAGGAGAAGAAAGGAAUGCACAGCGCUUUAAGAGAAAGAGUAAAGAGGGCCGAGGCAGAAGUGGAGAGCCACCUGGAGAGGUUGGCGGAGAGCACACGGAACACUGUAAAACUGCAGGAGCGCAUACAGAACCUGGAGGAAGAGCUGGAACUGGAUCGGAAGCGAGUGUCUGAGGCUGAGGGUGUGGCUAAACGGGCGGAGGAGGAGCUUGCUGUGGCCAAAGAGAGGCUACUGCUGCAAGAAGACGAGCUGCAGACAAGAGCAGAGGAGCUGCUGAAUGUGGGCUGCAAGGUGUGUGUGUGCGCUGAUGUGGAGGAGCUCAAGAGCCAGCUGAGUCGUCUGCAGAGUAGAAACAGAGAGUUGGAGCUGCAGAGCAGCGGCAGGAACAAUGACCACGCCCGACAGAUGCGCCAGCACGCCGAGGCCCUGUCCACGUUGCGUUCAGAGAUGGUGAGAGCUCAGACCGAAGAGCUUCGCCGCAUCCAAAAGCACGCAGAUGAUGAGCGAGACAAACUGCAACGGGAGAUGGACAAAGAGAGAGAGAACCUGCAGAAGGAACGAGAACAAGAAAAAAGUCACUUGGAAAAGGAGAGGAACCGACUGCGCCGAGAGAAAGAUGAGGAGAAGGAUGCACUGCUAAAAGAGGCAGAGGAGGUCAGAGAACAUCUGAGGAGGGAAAAAGAGGAGGAGGUGGAGCUUCUACGAAAGGAACUCAACGUGGAGCGGGUCAGAGUCCGCUCCCAGUUGGACAAGCGCUUGGAGCAGGUGGAGGUGCAAAGAGCCGGCCUGCAGCAGAAGCUGGAGGAGGAAAAAAAGAGGUUGGUGGAGAAGGCAGACGAGGACAGGAAGCGGCUGAAGGAGCAGGUGCGCAAGGCCAUCGAGGAGGUGAUGAGGAGACAUGCGGCUGAAGUGAACAACGUCCAAGAAGCUCUGAGCUCUGAGAAGAAGACCAACCAAGAGGUGUGUGCGCAUCUUGAAGAGGAGAGAAGAAGAACCGGGGAGCUUCAUGACAUGCUGGAGAGGGAGAGAGACGAACACGGGGCGAAGAUUAAAGAUGCCAACAAUGAGAUCUUUCGUCUGAAGACUGUCAUCCAACAACAAGAAGAGAAAGACAAAGUCGCAUCGGGGGCGGCGCCCCCAUGUGGACCGCGGUGCUCACGCUUGCAGGACGAUCUGCAGCACAGCCAAAGUCGUUUGACUGCGAUGCAGGAGGAAGCGGAGAAGCAGCGGGAAAAACAGCAAAGAGAGAUCGCCUCCCUCAAGUCAGACAAACACCGGCUAGAGGAGAAAGUUCUAGAACAGAGCCGACUGACCGCGGAGAGGAAUAUUUUAGAGCAGAGUCAGCGGAACACAGAGGACCGCAUCAGGGCCGAGUGUGAAGAUCGCCUCAGAGCGGAGUUCCGCAUCGAGAUGAACGCUGCCGUGGCUGAGAGCGAGCAGAGAUGGCAGAACCAGGAGCAGGAUAUGCAUAGUCAGAUUGCUGAUCUGCAGAGUCAGCUGGAUGAGAUGCAGACAGAGAAAAAGAAAGAGAGCCCCGAAAACGAUUCCCGCGGUAACCCUGAGGUCGACAAGCUGAGGAAAGAGGUCCAGGAGACCAAGGAGCUCAACAAGAAGCUGAGGGAACGGCUGCAGGUACUCACACACGAACGAGGUCUUAUCACUGUGACAUACAAUUCUUGCAAUACUUGUAAGAAAAUAACAAACAUUUGUGCGUUGGAGGAACCUCAGAGUCAGUCAUUAGUUGAGGAGCGACAGAGUCACGCCGUGCAACUGCAAGCCUUGGAGAGACAAGCCAAAGAGGAUGUUCUGUCUGAGAGGAACCGACUACAGACCAUGCACCACCUGGAGUUAGAUAAGCAGCGAGCAGAGCUGACCCAGCAGCACACAGAGUGGAGCAGACAGAUGACCCAGAGACAUAUGCAGCAGAUUGAAGACCUUCAGGCACAGCUCCAGGCACACACGCAGAUGAUGGCGCUGCAACAGGACCUGAAGCAGCAGAACCAGAACCAAGUGUUUGAGAGGCAGCUGGAUGAGAGUCGCUGCGCCAUGCUGGAGCUUCAGAGAGAGAAUGCAACGCUCAAGAAGCAAUUACAGGAGAAGGGUAUUUCCAUCCAUCCUUCUUUUUACAGAUCCAUUCAAGCCAACCCCAAAGUCGAAGAGAAAGAAGAAGACAACUUGGAAUUGCAAAAGACCAGAGACGCCCGCCUGGAAGAAGAAGCGCAGCGUCUGAAAGAGGAAGUGGAGAAGCUGAGGGUGGAAAUGGAGAAGCUGGAGGAGUCACAGAAACUGUGGGAGGAAAGGAAAGAGGAGGAUGAUAAAGAGGAGGAAGGGGAGCAGGAGAAAAAGAAGAAACCACCACAUGAGGGGGAGGGAGAGGAGGCUGAGAGCAGGAGGAAAGAGCUAGAGGAGAUCAGGAAGGAGCACAAGAAAGAGAUUCAGAAUUUGGUGUGUGAAUACAACAGUGCUCAGAUGCACCUCCAGGCUCGUAUCGUCGCUCUGGAGAACGAGUUGCGUGAGCGGGAGGAGCGAUGUAGGAGGCGAGAACCUCGAUGUGAUGACCUCCAGCUGGGGAAACUUCAGGAAAGAUUGGCAGAAAGAGAUCAGCUCAUUAAACGAUUAGUGGAAGAACGGCAUCAGCUGCAGCUCCACCACCCUGUUGUUGGGGACAACAGCAGCCCCAGGCUCCGGGACAGCAAGCCCUGCCCCGGGAGCACCAUGCCAACAAUGAGGACGAAGCAUACGGCGUCCCCUCCUCGUGGAAGCACCAUCUCCUGCUCGGGUGCUUACGACCGCCUCCCUCCCUACUCAUCGUCGUCUUCCACCCUGCCUCACCAGUCCACCACCCACGCUCACACCUCUCCCCACUACUCCACCUCGUCUCUUCCACACAAGCACACCUCCCUCUCCCUGAGCCGACAUUCCUCCCCCUCCCUGCCCCGCUCCCCGAGAUCCCGGACCUCCUGCGUCCCCCCCACGCCGGCACCCACCGCACCGCUGCCUGUCUGCCCCUCUCCACAGACAGGCAUUCGCUACGUGUCGCCCUCCUGCCAGGAGCCAUACGCGUAUCUGCAGGCGCAAUCUAUCAGGGGGCCUUAUGUGGAGCAGAGAGGGACUGAGGCGCUAAAACAGGAGUGGUUUACCAAAUACUUCUCCUUCUGAGCACAACUCAACAGUUCAUUGCUUCUGCGACGUGUGUGUGUGUGUGUGUGUGUGUGUGUGUGUGUGUGUGUGUGUGCUCUUCACAACACCCAUCUGGGAACUCCACCGAUUUUACACAUGGACAAAGACGAAUCAAAAUGGAUUGCGGGGAUGGGAAGGAACAACACAAUGCUGAAAGCAAAGAGACGCUCCAGUUGCAUCGUUGGUAUGUAGUACUUUGAUACAAUUUAUAUACUGUAUGUAUACUGGUUUUGCGGCAUUGAUUUUGAAUCUGAUACGGGGAGCAUCGCAGGAGAUACUACUAAAUCGGUGGAGUACUCUCAGAACAGACCCAUGGGCUCAUCACCAGCAAGGCCAUCUCCAACAUUGCCUCAAAGCUCAACCAAAAAGUGCUUCUCAACAAAAAAAAAAAAAGAAAAAAAAAUGCCUGACCUCUUCUGGGCCUCCUGGAUCUUGUUUGUGUAGUUUGAAAUGCCUCCAUCUGUUUGUUUUUUUGUAAAGCAGUCUUCCUUUUUUAAAAUUGGCUUCAAUGUUAUCACACGGUCAUUGAAGGCAAAUCUGUCCAUGUUGCCAUGCCUUCUACUAUGGAGGCAUUCCACGUAUCCAAUCAAGAUCCGCAUUAAUACCACACACACAUACGUCUCACCAUACCAAAAUGAAGCUUGUUUUGAUGCAAAAAUGUAUGAUAGUCUUAAUGAACAAAUUGAAUAAAUAUUUUGUUUUUCUA